GUAAGAUAAAUUGACAACACACAUGGGACAAACAUGUUUUAAUGUAUAUUUUAUUUUUUUAUUGCCGUCCCAAAUUAAUUUUAAUGAAACUACAAUCAAAGUGAUAUUAAUUCAACUUUAUUAUUUAAAUAUAAUGGCUCAUAAAUUUAAAAGCAAAAAACAAAAAAAAGUUAAAGACGUAUUCAAUCAAAUCGCGAAGCGUAACGAAGAGUGAGUACCUACUACCUAUCUGUGAAAAUUAUUGUUCAUUUUUUUGAGAGCAGUGGUGUGUUCCCAUAGGGUAUUACAUAUACGCAACAUUUUUUUUAAACAUUGGUAUAAUGUGCAUACUUUCAAGGCUCAAACGAUUUGCGAUUUUAACUCUCAAGAUUAUUAUUGACACGAUCUAAACCAUAAGACAAAUAUUUGUAUUGUAUGUAUUAAACAUUUAUGUUUUGAUAUUAUUUGAUGACUUGAUAAACUCAUAAAAAAAUUAAUGGGAACACUUUAAAUUUCCCAGCAUGAAUUUUUUUAAUAUUAGUAUGGUCUAUUAAUUAAUUUUUACAAUUAACAUAUGAACAGAUAACUUACAUUAUAAAAUUACUAAUUUACCUAUUUAAAUUUUUUCAAUAAAACUAUAGGCAAUUAUAAUUAAUAAGUAAUGGUUACUUAUUAGGUACCUUGAGAUAAUUUUGAGGCGUCAAAUAUAUAAAUAAAUAUACCUCAUUUAAUAAUCUAUAAUUUUUUUUAAAUUUAAGUUAAAAAAUAAAAUCUUUUAAAAUAUGAAAAAAAUAAAUAUAAUUAAAUAAAAAAAAUUAAAUUAUUUUUAAAAUAUAUGGAUACAGGUUAUAUUUUAUGAAAAUGUACAUGUUUUCACUAUUGCUUAUAAAUUAUUACUUAAUAGGGAAUAUAUUAGGAGAUAUUAAUAUAGUUAUUAAAGCUAUUAAUGAUAAUUAAUUACUUUAAUAUAUAUAUAUAUGAUUACAGGUUAAAAGGAAAAACAAAUAAACCUCCAAAAGAUCCUAAAUAUCAGGAUGUUCCACGAAGUUUACGAGAGUUUAUGAAACUAAAAAAAUUAGCAAAAAAAGAUGAAAAAAAAGGUUCCAAUGUUAAAAGUCAAUUGUACUUUGAUAUAGGAAACAGAACACAAAAAAAUAAUCAAAAAUGUGCAUUUGAAUUAGAAGAAAAACCUGAACAAAUAAAUAUCAUCCGUGAAAGUGGUGUUGUAGUUACUGAAACUCCAGUUCAUCAAACUACAAGAAGCAAAUUAAUAGAAGCAAAACGGAAAAGGCAGUUAAAAACCAAACUUAAAAGGGAAAAAAAGAAAGAAAAAAAAAAGCAAAAGCUUAAUGAAGAAACACAAGAAAAAGAAGAACAUGCUAUUGAAUACUUAAAAGACAAUAUUGAAUUUGGAGAAACUGUACAUCAACCUCCAAGUUUGACCGUAAAACCAAGGAAAGCAGUUAUCAAUGAUUUUGAAAAUAGAGUACGAAAAAACAAAUAUUUUACUCAUGUUUUAUUACUAAACUAAUAGCCUCUAAUUAUUAUUUGUGUUUGUUUUUAGCCUGGUCGUAAAGAUGAUCUAUUCUUAAAAUCCAUGUUGACAGAUGCGGGAAAUUCUUCAAAAGCAAAGAAAAUAAAAGAUGUCAUUUUAAAAAAACCUAGUAAAAGUACACUUAAACGUAAAGCAUUUACAGGCAAACGUAAAGCAUUAUCUAUAUCUGAACGCAGAAUAAUAGAAAAAGAAAGAGAUUCUGCUGUGUUAGCAUAUAGAGAGUUAAAAAAAAAUAUAUUAAAUAAAGUCAAUUAAGUAAAAUUAAUUAUUUUUUAUU
Messenger RNA from Cinara cedri, 1811 nucleotides. The record is from the annotation of a GenBank genome assembly. Lineage: Eukaryota; Metazoa; Arthropoda; Insecta; Hemiptera; Aphididae.